AUGACAUUUCCAAGUGAAUCCCAUUAUCUUAGUGAUUGGAUAUUUGAAUCUGAAUUAGAUAUAAAAAAAAUAAGGUUACAGAUAAAUAAUCGUGUAAAAAAUGAAUGGAUAGAAUAUUUAAAAAUAUCAAAUAGUACAAAAGAUCCACAGAAUUUAAUGUUAUCUUUAGAAGAUGAAGAAUUAUUGGUAUUAUAUUAUGGAAGACAACUUAUGGAAUUUACUAAUCAUAAGAAAUUACCAUUCGUAGUAAAGUAUAGUGCUGCAUUAUUAUAUCAAAGAUUUUAUAUUUACCAAAGUGUAAUGAGUUAUGAUCCUAGAAUUAUAAUAUUUACUUGUAUAUCAUUAGCAAUAAAAUUAGAAGAAUUUGGACUUCAUUUUACUUUAGAACAAUUAUUUGGAGAUGUACCUGGUUUAAAUAUAUUACAAAUAUUUCAACACGAAUUAAUAGUAUGUAAUACAUUAAAAUUUCAUUUAUAUUUAAUAAAUCCAAGAAAUCCUUUGGAAGCUUUAAAAAUUUUAUAUAAAAGGUAUUACAUUGAAACUAUAAUAGAUAAUGAAAAACAAAAAGAAUUAAGUAUAAUAUUAAAUAAAGUUAUAGCAAAAGUUGAAUUAUAUGUUUUAACUGCAUCUCAAACUUUAUGUUUCCUUAUAUAUUCACCUUCUCAAGUAGCAUUAGCAUUAUUUGAUAUUUGUGGACGUGAAUUAAAUCUUCCAAAUGUUAAAGAUUUUAUUAAUAAUACAAUUCGUGAAAUCCACCAAUCUAUCAUAAUAUCUAAAUAUUCUGAAAGUGUUGUUUCAAUUAAUAAAAAUUUAGAGGCUAUACAUCGUAUUAAAGAAAUCAUUUAUAAAGAAUUACAAAAUGAAAAAAAAAGGCAACAAAGUGAACAAGAUACAGAUGAAAUUAUAGCUGCAAAUAUACUUGAUAAACUUGUAAAAUUACAAAAAAAAAAAAAUAAAGAACAAAAAAAAAGAAAAAGAGAAAUAAAUACUUAA
Molecule: messenger RNA, 993 nt
Organism: Cryptosporidium muris RN66
Lineage: Eukaryota; Apicomplexa; Conoidasida; Eucoccidiorida; Cryptosporidiidae
Exons: 2
Coding region: 1-993 (330 amino acids)
Source: RefSeq, a predicted model, not a curated record